Thlaspi arvense is the source of this 1143-nucleotide messenger RNA. NCBI's taxonomy places the organism in Eukaryota, Viridiplantae, Streptophyta, Magnoliopsida, Brassicales, Brassicaceae. The record is from the annotation of a GenBank genome assembly.
AUGGCGUCGAAGCUUCUUACUACCUUCUUCCUCCUAUUUUGCUUUCUCGAUCUCGUCUCACAUUCCGAUGCUUCUGUAAUCUCCUCCGCCGUGGAAGUCCUCUCCGAUUCCGGCUUGUUCUCCAUGGGGCUCACUCUACAGCUCGCGAAUAAAGAUCUGGGCCUAGAAGAGUGGCAAGAACUCACCAUCUUCGCGCCUUGCGAUCAAGCUUUCAAGGAAUUUGGACAACCUUCGCUUCUCGAUAUCAAGUACGAGCUCUCUCCGGCGAGGCUCCCUGGAGAAACCCUAAGGAACCUUCCUCGUGGCGCGAAAAUCCCUACCAUGAGAUCUAAUUCCUCUCUGAUCGUCACGAAUUCAUCGCGAUCCGGAGGUACUUUUUCGAUCGACGACGUCGUGGUCCAAGAUUCUCCUGUUUUUGACGACGGCUACGUCGUGAUUUACGUAGCCGGCGGGUUUUUCACAGCACCGAUCUCAGAACCGAGCCUUAAUUCAUCAUCGUCUUCUUCAAUCGCAAACCCUAUCUCAUCUCCUGCAACUAUUGAUUCGAUUCCUAUCCCUAGCUCAGCGACUCGUACUGCUCCGAGCCCUGAUUUCUCCGAAUCCACUAAAAAUCUUCCCAACAGAUCUAAACCAGCGAAUUGCUUCAACAUCUUCGAAUCCGCUUCGAGUUUGCUAUUCUCCAGAGGUUUCGUGAUAAUGGCCACGUUUCUCGCUCUACAGCUCGAAAUAUCAGGGAACGACACGAAGCUCACAGUCUUCGCUCCCAUCGACGAAGCGAUUCCAAACUCCAUCAACAAAUUCUCCGAUUACGCCACUAUUUUCCGAGGGCAUGUGAUCCGGCAACUACUUUCUUGGAAAGAUCUCCAGAAACUGGCGUGGGAAGGAUCGAUCCUGCAAACUGCUCUAAAAGGGUAUGAAAUCGAGUUCUCUUGGUCAGGUGAUAUCCUUCUUCUCAAUGGAGUCCCACUCAUCUACCCAGAUCUGUAUGCCAACGAAUGGGUUUCUGUUCAUGGAGUUAACCAAAUGAUCGCACCGCAAGCACUUCAGCCUAAACUGGGAGAUUCUAUCUCAGAGCUAAACGGUGGAGAAGAAGAAGGAGAUGAUGUUCAUGAAGAGUACUCUUCCGAGUAUGGUCUCCACUGA